Cornus florida is the source of this 1092-nucleotide messenger RNA. RefSeq lists its product as uncharacterized. The transcript has 2 exons. Gene Ontology annotation, molecular function: DNA binding. Lineage: Eukaryota; Viridiplantae; Streptophyta; Magnoliopsida; Cornales; Cornaceae. The record is from RefSeq and is a predicted model, not a curated record. The coding region runs from base 1 to 1092 and encodes 363 amino acids.
AUGCCUAGUGAAGGUUCAAGAAAGGAUCCGGCAUGGAAUUACUCACAUUUGGAGAAUCCGAAAGAUACAAAUGCCGUCACUUGUAACUUCUGUGCAAAAGUUACAAAAGGAGGUAUUUAUCGGGCUAAGCAACACUUAGCUGGAGGAUAUAGAAAUGUGAGUGCAUGCACAAGAUGCCCAUCUAGUGUUAGAGAAGAAAUCAAAGAGUACAUGAGUAAGAAAAAGGAAGAAAAAGAACAAAUGAAUUUGUUACCUAGUGAUGAGAUUAAUUUCAUUGAUGGAGAGGAUGAGAAUGAUGUCAUGGAAGUUAGCAAUCGGGGAAAAAGGGUAGCUAGUGCAGGCAGUGCUAGUGUCAAUUCCUCAAAGAUGCAAAAGCAAAAGGGACCGAUUGAUUUAUAUUUCACUCCCAGACCGGAAAUUGUGGUACAAAAAAGAAAGGAGGGGGGAAAACAAACAGCCAUUAAUGAUGCAUGCAAGAAAGAGUUGAGAGGAAGAGCGUGUGCUGCUUUUGCAAGGUGGAUGUAUGAUGCAGGAAUUGCAUUCAAUGCUGUUAAGUAUGAUAGCUUUGCCGAGGUUGUUGAAGCAAUUGGACAAUAUGGUCCUGGCAUGAAACCACCUAGUUAUCAUGAGGUGAGAGUUCCUUUGCUUAGGAAGGAAUUGGAUAAUACCAAUGCUUUGAUGAAUGACCAUAGGGAGGAGUGGUCAAAAUUUGGAUGCUCAAUAAUGACAGAUGGGUGGACAGACAAGAGAGGGAGAACAUUGCUUAAUUUCCUAGUAAAUAGUCCAAGGGGAACCAUGUUUAUUGAGUCGAUAGAUACUUCUUCUUUUUCAAAGGAUGGUGACAAGAUGUUUGACUUACUUAAUAAAUUUGUGAACUGCAUUGGAGUAGCAAAUGUCGUCCAAGUCGUCACAGAUAGUGAGUCAAGCAAUAAGUAUGCCGGGAAGACGUUAGAGAAAGAACACCCACAUUUGUAUUGGACCCCAUGUGCUGCUCAUUGCUUAGACUUGAUGUUGGAAGACAUUGGGAAAAUACCGUCCAUCUCUAGAACAAUGCAGAGGGCAGUGGAGUUGAAUAGUUAUAUUUAUAUGUGA